UGGAGAGGGGUUAGCCAAUGGCGAGGAGGUUGCAGAGCAGAAAACAAAACGCAGGUAGUGUCGUGACAUUUCGCGUGUGAAUGUUCUGAAUAUCGCCUGCGAGAUGUCCCGCGGGGCUGCUCCUGACUCUGACACGGCGGACGAGGCGGUGAGAGGGACCUGUGACGAUGCUUCGAUAUGCAAAAGGUUUGCCGUAAGUGUCGGCUACUGGAAAGACCCUUAUAUCCAGUAUUUUGUGAGACAGGCAAAGGAACGGAAAGCCCCCGAGAUCAACAGAGGGUACUAUGCCCGUGUGCAGGGCAUCAGUCAGCUGCUGAAGACUUUCCUGAGGAGGACACAGUGCAACUGCCAGAUUAUUAACCUCGGUGCCGGACUAGACACCACGUUCUGGGUUUUAAAGGAUGAAAAUCUACUUCCAGUAAAGUAUUUUGAAGUUGACUUCCCUGCAAUAGUUGCACGAAAACUGUACAAUAUAAAGUCCAAGCCACCCUUGUCAAAGCCGAUAAUGGAGUCCCAUUCCGGGGAAUCUCUUUUGAUCGACGCUCACAGUUUAGAUUCAUCGCGGUAUUCAAUAAUCGGAGGGGAUCUUAGAAACCCAAAGGACUUGGAGGAAAAGUUAAAGAAAUUCGGCAUGGACACAGAGUUACCGACUCUGCUCAUCGCGGAGUGUGUGCUGGUGUAUAUGACCCCCGAGCAGUCGUCGUGCCUGUUAAAGUGGGCGACAGACACUUUCUCCACAGCCAUGUUCAUUAACUACGAACAGGUGAAUAUGGGAGAUCGGUUUGGACAGAUUAUGGUGGAGAACCUCCAGAGAAGACAGUGCAACCUGGCCGGCGUGGACAGCUGCCAGUCCCUCAAGUCUCAGAUGGAGCGCAUGCUGCGUAACGGCUGGGAGACGGCGGACGCCUGGAACAUGAUGAUCGUGUACAGCAAUCUACCCCAGGGCGAUGUCGGCAGGAUCGAGAGGUUGGAGUUUCUGGACGAGAAGGAGCUGCUGGAUCAGUUGCUGCUGCAUUACUGCAUAUGUUGGGCCACUAAAGACGCGCUACGUCUGGGUCUGAAAGAAAUCACGUUCUGACAUUAAAAAAAAAAAGAGUGACGGCGCGUGAAUGAAGGCCAGCGCACCCCACGGUGCAGCGGAGCGACCUAUUCCCCCCCCCCCCCGGCUCGCCUGCCCUACGAUCCCCUCUGUCAUGGAGAAGAAGCCGAGGCCGGAUCGCAGCAGACGCGUCACCCGCUCCUAAUUGUUGUGUUUUAAAUAAAUUUCGUUUUGGAAGUUUU
Messenger RNA from Spea bombifrons (plains spadefoot toad), 1281 nucleotides. It is a transcript of the gene LCMT1, whose product is annotated as leucine carboxyl methyltransferase 1. Gene Ontology annotation, cellular component: cytosol. Gene Ontology annotation, molecular function: protein C-terminal leucine carboxyl O-methyltransferase activity. The coding region runs from base 104 to 1078 and encodes 324 amino acids. Gene Ontology annotation, biological process: C-terminal protein methylation. The transcript is spliced from 11 exons. NCBI's taxonomy places the organism in Eukaryota, Metazoa, Chordata, Amphibia, Anura, Pelobatidae. The record is from RefSeq and is a predicted model, not a curated record.